This is a messenger RNA of Phanerochaete carnosa HHB-10118-sp, 2257 nucleotides long. RefSeq lists its product as uncharacterized. The record is from RefSeq and is a predicted model, not a curated record. NCBI's taxonomy places the organism in Eukaryota, Fungi, Basidiomycota, Agaricomycetes, Polyporales, Phanerochaetaceae. The transcript has 12 exons. The coding region runs from base 650 to 1747 and encodes 365 amino acids. Gene Ontology annotation, molecular function: oxidoreductase activity, acting on paired donors, with incorporation or reduction of molecular oxygen; heme binding; monooxygenase activity.
UAAUUAAAGUCUCUCCAGGACAUGGUGUGGAAAGUCUAGCUCCCACUCGCGGGGAGCACAGGCAAACGUCAUGCGGCGGAGUCCGCAGAUGCUUGAGGCGGUCAACAUGUGUCUUAGUAGGACCUUCAGACAAGACACGUCCAACUAUACUUGCGCUGGAUGAUGCGCUCACGAUGCCUUACUCGUUUCAGCACUCUUGCCGUAACACCUGGCCGAUGUGCUGUUUUCCGCUAUUCUUGCACUUUUCCUUGUCUACAAACUACUGCAGCUGCAGAGACCUAAAAAUCUACCUCCCGGCCCGAGGCCCCUGCCUUUGCUUGGCAACCUCUUGGAGAUGCCAGUGGAGAAUGCGCGCGUCGUCUUCAGAGACUGGGCGAACAUCUACGGCAGGGAGCUAAUGAAGAUCGAGCUGCCUGGCAAAAUGCUAUACUUCAUUUCCGAUAGGCAAACCAUGAUUGACCUUUUCGAGACGCGAGCUGCUAAAUAUUCUUCUAAACCUCCAUUCACCAUGACCUAAUCGUCCGGGUUCAAAUAUAUCGUGCCUCUUCUACCGUAUGAAAGUCGUCUGAAGACCACGAGGAGGCUACUGGGGCAAGGCCUCUCGCACACCGCCGUACGAAGCUACCAGUCAUAUAUCGACCGACGAGCAAUGCUCUUGCUGGAGUCAUUGUGCGAGAAUCCGAGCGAUUUCGUCAUGCAUUUCACCAGAAUGGCCGCACAUACCGCGAUGAAGAUUGCAUACGGCCACAAAGAUGUCACGGAUAAUCAAGACUUGCUCUCAAAAGCGAUUCGAUCUAUGGAGAUCUUCACCGAAACAGUAAUCCCUGGCGCGUGGCUCGUGGACUCCCUGCCAAUUCUCGAUCACCUUCCAUCGUGGUUUCCUUUCGCUGCAUUCAAGAGGUACCAAGAGAUGGCGAAGCCGAUAGUUGUUGAGUCUGUCACAAAGCCGUUCGAGAUAGUCAAAAAGCAUCUGGCUCAGGGCACAGCGGACGGAUCCUUCACCUCUUAUCUCCUUCAGUCAGAGAAGCUCGAUCCUGAAACCGAGGACUGCAUCAAAUGGGCUGCGAAUGGUAUCUUCUUCGGUCAAUUCGAGACAACGACGGCUGCCCUCUCUUGGUUCACUCAUGCUAUGGUCAAGCAUCCUGAUGUACAGAAGAAGGCUCAGGAGGAGAUCGACAGGGUCGUCGGAAAUGAGCGUCUUCCCAAGGUCGAGGACCGUGAUUCGCUGCCCUACCUCAAUGCCGUCUUGCGGGAAGUCAUGAGGUGGCAGCCGAUCGUUUGUCUUUCGACGCGUGCCGUCAGCGAGGAAAGCGACGAGUAUCACGGUUACUUCGUACCAGCAUAUACUGAAAUAGUGGUGAACAUCUGGGCCGUGCUACACGACCCUACGGUGUAUCCCGACCCCGAGCGGUUCAUUCCAGAGCGCCACCUUGAGAAAGAUGUUCCAGAUCCUCUGGAUGUUGCAUUCGGGAUCGGUCGUCGAGGUUGCCCUGGAAGGCAAGUGGCUCAGGCUCAGCCAUUCGUGACCAUGGCGUGCAUGCUCGCAACCCUCGACCUCAAGCCCGUGAAAGACGAGCACGGCAAUGAGCUAAUUCCCGAGACGAAGGGAGGUGACCUUUUGAUCAACUUCCCUGUACCGUUCAAAUCGGCGUUUACUGCACGCUCUGAGAUGGCACUGGAGCUUAUUCAUCAGUCGGCGGAACACGCCAGGUCGCUACCUGACAAGCUGGAGCGGUGGUCUGACUAGUUCGAGGGUCGGCGGUGAGCUCGGGGAAAGACAGAAGCAGUCGUGUUUCGACAAACAUAUACUGUCUUGACGAACUAAUAGCUGUAGCCAGGGUUGUAUUUGUACUCGAGGAGCCGGCGACACCCUGUUCUGCCGUGCUGGCUAAUUCAUGAAGAGGUCACUUGGCGCCAUGACUGAUGUUCUCCGUUAUAAUGGACACAUUUGAUUGCGAGAUAUGCAGCGAACGAAAGGGAGGAACUAGGAUUAACUGGUGCCUACAGCCGUAAGGGAAACAAACAAGAGGAUACCAGCGCUCAGACAGCACUAGCAAGUUGCCGGCAGCACCCUGUUCUGCCACCUGGACCGAUUCCCUUCAACGAGAUCUUACUGGCUUGUCAUGCGCGUUUCUUACCCUGAGAUCACGUUGAAACAAAAAUAUUUGCAUUAUGUGGCCAGAAAAACCAACCGCGAUUAACAGCUUUCACUGGGCGAGAGUUCUCUGCGUAGUCUGCGCCGCCGUAAUGGCACGAG